Diaporthe amygdali is the source of this 1194-nucleotide messenger RNA. RefSeq lists its product as uncharacterized. The transcript is spliced from 3 exons. Gene Ontology annotation, molecular function: 6-phosphogluconolactonase activity; protein binding. The coding region runs from base 1 to 1194 and encodes 397 amino acids. NCBI's taxonomy places the organism in Eukaryota, Fungi, Ascomycota, Sordariomycetes, Diaporthales, Diaporthaceae. The record is from RefSeq and is a predicted model, not a curated record.
AUGGCGUCCUUGUACAAGACUCUUUUGUCCUCGACCUUCGUGGCGUCUGCCUCCGCGGUCACCCUGUAUUCGGCCCAGUCCGACGGGAACCUCACCAGUCUGUCUUUGACCGGGUCAGGCAGUAGUUACGACCUGGCUGUGGCAUCAGUCUCACAGGAUUGCGAAGUCAACCCUUCGGUCUUGACGCUCGACAAGGAGAACAGCAUUUUGUACUGCUACGACCGGGGAGGAUCUGUCGGAACUCUUAACUCUUUCUCCACCUCGGCGGAUGGGACUCUGUCCCGAAUUGCUCGGGUCGAGGGGCCCGCCAGCGCUGUAUGGGCCGAGAUCUUGACUGCGGAGAGCGGCAAGCGCGCCUACAUCACUGCUUCUUACAACACGAGCGCGAUAGGUGUUUUCAGCCUGGGUGAGGAUGGCACUCUGCCGGGCAGUGGCCCUAUACAGACGAUCUUCCCAACUAUCAACAAGACUGGUCCGAUAAUCUCUCGCCAAGAUCGCAGCUACUCGCACGAGGUCAUCAUUGACCCGACCAACAAAUUUGUUCUUACUCCAGACUUGGGCGGAGAUCUUGUUCGAGUUUUCACCUAUGCGCCAGACACGAUUGCUCCUCUUGUAGAGACUAAGCCCCUGACCACUGACGCUGGUAUUGGCCCUCGACAUGGCUUCUUCCGGGUCAACGAUGCUGGAGAGACUUUCUUCUUCUUCGAUGGCGAGCUCUCGCAGAAUGUCUAUUCGUACAAGGUCACCUAUGGUGAUUCUGGUCUGACUUUCGACAAGGUCUUUGAGGCACCUGCGCUUGGUCUGAACAGCACUCUGGCUCCUAAUACUGCGCCGGCUAGUGAAUGCGCUAUAACACCGGAUCAAAGAUUCCUCAUCGUUUCCACCCGCGAGAAGUCCUUUUCCACUUCUGCACUCUAUCAAUCAGGGCCGUCCGACACUCUGACGACCUGGACCAUCAAUGAGGAUGGUACCCUUACCUUCCUUCAGAGCGCCCCCUCUGGUGGUUGGUUGCCCCGUCAGUUCUCACUGAACAAGGCCGGGGACCUGCUCGCUGUCGGACAUCAGACCAACAAUACCGUUGUUGUAUGGAAGCGCGAUGUUGAGACAGGGCUGAUCAUCACCGAGGAGGAAGGUGGCAAGGUCGGAGAGGUUGUGCUUUCUGGCCCCGUGGUUUCAACUAUUUGGGACGAGUGA